This is a messenger RNA of Nicotiana tabacum (common tobacco), 393 nucleotides long. The record is from RefSeq and is a predicted model, not a curated record. Lineage: Eukaryota; Viridiplantae; Streptophyta; Magnoliopsida; Solanales; Solanaceae.
AUGAUUUGUUUGAAUUCCGUUUCGACGUCACCUGGUCGAAAGGUUGCAGGCAUCACCAUCGUGGCCAUCAAGAUUGCAGGCAUCACCAUCGUGGCCAUCAAGUAUCAUAAAACAGCAUGGGCGAUAUGUGGAUAUUCUGAGGUGCAUGGCGGCUUCGACUUCGGGGAAAGGAACGGAGGGGGCACUUCGCUGUUGGACUUCGCCAAGGCAUUUGAGCUGGUGAUUGCGAACUCAAGUUUUUCGAAGUGGGAGGAGCACUUAGUUACUUUCCAAAGUUCGGUGGUGAAGACCCAGAUUGACUAUUUCCUCCUCAGGAGAGGGGAUAGAAGAUUGUGCGAGGAUUGCAAGGUUAUCCCAGGUGAGACCCUCGCAACACAACAUAGGCUUUUGUGA